UUUAUUGCGAGCGCUGCCAGCACUGGACAGCCUUGAGACUUUACAAGAAUUCCUCUGUAACUUUUGAAAAAACGUGCUGGUUCUGCAGGUAGCUUAACGGAGGAAUAUGAUCAGUUCAAUAAGUGUUCAUAGUUGUAACUGUCAAUGUUAAGAGGGCAGAUUCUUUGAAAAUCAGUAUGAACUUAAAGGGUCUCGGCGCGGUGUUACUGGUGCUUCUCACUAUAAGUACAGAGGUGCGCAAAUCGGAGUCUGCGGCGUGUCAUGGUUGUGGGACUGGACCAAAGUGUGACUGCAGUGGGGUGAAAGGACAGAAGGGUGAUCGAGGGUAUCCAGGUUUAACGGGCCAAACAGGUGUUCCAGGUUUCCCAGGACCAGAAGGGCCGAUUGGACCUCGUGGAGAGAAGGGUGAUGAUGGACCUUCAGGGCCGGGUGGGCCUAAAGGAAUAAGAGGACCUUCUGGAUUGCCAGGCUUCCCGGGAACACCAGGAAUCCCAGGUCUCCCAGGACAGGAUGGCGCCCCAGGACCCAAAGGAGUUCCAGGCUGUAACGGAACCAAAGGUGAAAGAGGAUUCUUGGGAAGUCCAGGCCUUCCAGGUUUAGUGGGUUCACCAGGUCCACCAGGUUUUAUAGGACAAAAGGGGGAGCCUGGGGAUGUCAUAGAAAUUAAUCGCCCAUCAGAAAAGGGGACUCCUGGCUUUAAUGGUUUACCAGGCUCCAGGGGUGAUCCUGGACCCCCGGGUCUUCCAGGUCCUGUUGGUCCUUCUGGUCCACAAGGGUAUGAGGGGCGUCCAGGCCCACCUGGUCCACCAGGGCCAAAGGGAAACAUGGGAUUGAACUUCCAAGGACCCAAAGGAGAGAAGGGUGACCGUGGAUUAAAAGGACCUCCUGGGCCACCAGGGCAGGUUGGCGAAGUAUCAGGCUUACCUGAUACAGUCAUUCAACAAGGAGAAAAGGGUGAUCGCGGCCCACCUGGAGAUCCUGGUUUUCCAGGUUCCCCUGGACCCCCCGGUCCACAAGGGGGCCAGAAAGGUGAGAAAGGAGAAACUGGGGACCUUGGAAAGAGAGGAAAACCUGGCAAAGAUGGUGAACAAGGCCUCCCUGGAUAUCCAGGUGAUAAAGGAGAACCAGGUCCUCCUGGUCUAUCGGGGCGAGAUGGUUCAAGAGGUGUGAAAGGUGAUCGAGGACCUCCUGGACCUCCAUCAUACAGGGAUGGGCCGUUCCCAGGCAUAGGUGGAAUAGGACCGAAAGGAGACAGUGGCGAGCCAGGAUUCCCUGGCCCUAAAGGAGACAGAGGACUGCCAGGUAUCCAGGGGCCAUCUGGUCCACCAGGUCCUGCAGGAAUUGGAGGUCCAGGUCCUUCUGGUCCACCAGGUUUACCUGGAGAGAGAGGAGAAAAAGGUGAUGAGGGAAAGCCUGGAAGCACCGUCCCUGGAACACCUGGGAGAACAGGUCCACCAGGCUCCCAAGGAGUCCCAGGACCUCCUGGUCCCCCAGGAAUAUUAAACGGCAACACAGAAUGUACUCGUGGUCCUCCCGGUCCUCCAGGCCUGCAGGGGGAGCGAGGAUUUACUGGAGAAACAGGACAGAGAGGUCAAAAAGGAGAGACAUGUGUCAAUUGUUUCACUAAUGGAAACCCUGUCCCAGGACCCCCAGGGUUUCCAGGUCCUCCUGGAAAUCCAGGUGCACCUGGUUUGCCUGGAUCUAUAGGAGACAGAGGAUUCCCGGGAGGGCCAGGGCUCAUGGGCCCACCUGGGAUACCAGGACCUGAGGGUCUCCCUGGAGUCCCUGGAGAGAAGGGCGACUCAGGCAAUGCACUCCCUGUUCCGGGUGUGAGAGGUGAAAAGGGAGACACAGGCUUUCCUGGCCCUCCAGGUCUGCCGGGACUUGACGGAAGACCUGGUCGGGAUGGAGUUCCUGGUCCCCCAGGCCUCAGAGGACCACCUGGUUCGGCAUUAGUGAAAGGCUCACAAGGUCCACCAGGUGAACCUGGCUUGCCAGGACCUGCAGGAGACAGGGGUCAGCCGGGUCCCCCGGGAUUUGGUCCUCAGGGACCUCCUGGAGAGAAAGGUAUCCAGGGUGUUUCAGGAAGAUCAGGGGCCCCUGGAGCACCAGGUCAGAAAGGUGAACCUGGGUUGGCAGUGUCAGAAAAAGGUGAACGUGGGCCCUCAGGACGUGAUGGAGAUCCAGGUUUGCCAGGAAGUCCAGGUAAUCCAGGCCUACCAGGACAGCCUGGGUUCCCUGGCUUACCUGGACCCAAAGGAGAUACUGGUCUUCCUGGUAUUGGUUUGCCAGGACCCCCUGGUCCUAAAGGAUUUCCUGGUAUUGCUGGUUCCCCUGGUGGACCUGGUAUUCCUGGACGACCAGGUUUGGAUGGACUGCCUGGUCAGCCUGGAUUUCCUGGAUCCAAAGGAGAGCCUGGUUUUGCUCUACCUGGACCUCUAGGUCCUACAGGAUUACCAGGCAGUAAAGGUGCUUCAGGUCCUAAAGGUGAUCCUGGUUUCCCUGGAAGCCCUGGUGCACCAGGUCGUCCAGGUCUUGAUGGUGCCUUUGGAUCUAAAGGUGAUCCUGGUUUUCCUGGUGGUCCUGGUCCUCGUGGCCCCCCAGGGCCUCCUGCCUUUGGCCUUCAGGGCCCUCCUGGUCCUCCUGGAGCUCCUGGCUCUAUGGGGUCUCCUGGUGUCCCUGGUGCAAAUGGAGAGAAAGGAGACCGUGGCCCCCCAGGUUCGAGUUUUCCAGGGUUGCAAGGUGACAGAGGAAGCCCUGGAUUUCCUGGGCCUCCUGGUCCUGCUGGUCCACCUGGGGGUCCAGGACUACUUGGUCAAGAUGGCCUACCAGGACUGCCUGGGUCUAAAGGAGACAUUGGUGGGAUGGGUGCUCCAGGACCUGCAGGUGCCUCUGGCAACCCUGGCAGACAAGGCUUUCCAGGACCAAAAGGAGAUGAUGGUGUCCCAGGACGACCAGGAAGCCCAGGUUUCCCGGGAUCAAAGGGAGACAGAGGUGACCCAGGCAUUCCAGGCCCACCUGGCCUAGGCCCACCUACAAAUCUACUUAAGGGACAAAAAGGAGAAUCCGGAGUUCCAGGUUUUAGCGGACCACCAGGAGCAAAGGGUAUUCCCGGUAUCCCUGGAGAUCCUGGUUUCCCUGGGCAAGAUGGAAGGCCAGGUCAACCGGGACCUUCAGGCCCCAAAGGUGAUCUUGGUAUUCCAGGAACUCCAGGGUCUCCAGGAGCACAAGGACUGAAGGGUAGCAUGGGGGAGAUGGGAUUACCAGGAGUUCCUGGAGUGAAAGGAAACUCCGGCCAACCAGGCCGACCUGGCCAGUCUGGUUCCCCAGGAACACGAGGGUUCCCUGGACCCAAAGGUGAUCCUGGCUCACCAGGAUUUGGAGCACCGGGAGCUCCUGGGCCAAAGGGUGAAUCAGGCUCUCCAGGAUUUCCUGGAACCCCUGGUCUGAAAGGCCAGCCUGGCUUUUCAGGACCUCCAGGCUUGCCUGGUAGCCCUGGACUAAAGGGUGAUCCAGGACUCCCAGGGUUCCAAGGUUCUCCUGGCAUUCCUGGCCAGAAAGGUUUGGAUGGUGCUCCGGGCACUCCUGGUCCUAGUGGAGCAUCUGGUAGGCCAGGAGAUCCUGGACGACCUGGAUUACCUGGCCUCCCUGGUGAUAAAGGUCUUGCUGGUCGUGAUGGUAUUCCAGGACCUCCAGGACAAAAGGGUGAAGCAGGCGCUCCAGGCCUUGGUGGCCCAGGCCCACCCGGUUUCCCUGGUUCACCAGGGCCUAAAGGAGACCCUGGUUUUCCGGGUCCUGCUGGUAGUCCUGGAUUUCCUGGUUCAAAGGGUGAUGCAGGAUUUCCUGGGUUGCCUGGUCCAGUUGGUCCUGGAGGAUCACCUGGGCCUCCAGGCCUGCCUGUGCAGGGACCUAAAGGUUUCCAAGGUCCACCUGGUUCCCCCGGAAGAGCUGGUCCUCCUGGCCCUGAGGGUACCCGUGGACCUCCAGGUAGUGGAGGAGUAAAAGGUGAGAAGGGCAUGCCUGGGACACCUGGGACACCUGGUGCACCAGGACUGAAAGGAGAUUAUGGUCCCCCAGGCUUUCCGGGUACUCCAGGAAAUCCAGGACCUAGCGGCCUAAAAGGAGAUACUGGACCUCAAGGUGUUCCUGGAUUCCCAGGACCUAAAGGACAGCCUGGCCUUCCUGGAUCUAAUGGCAUCCCAGGAGAACGUGGUGAAUCUGGAACACCAGGUUCUCCUGGUGAGCCAGGCUUUGCUCCAGACCCAAUUCUUUUGAAGGGGGAGCGUGGUUCACCAGGACCACCUGGUAUCCCAGGCAGCAGAGGCCCAACAGGUCCCUUGGGAUUGCAGGGUCUUCCAGGUUCACCUGGUGACCCCGGAGACCCAGGUCCAAUGGGACCUCCAGGAUUUACCGGCUCACCAGGACGGAAGGGAGAUACAGGACCAGCUGGACAACCAGGUCAGCGUGGUUACCCCGGCCCUCCAGGUCCAGAAGGGAUUCAGGGCCCUCCAGGUAUCGCUGGAUCAUCGUCUGCCGCACACGGUUUUCUGAUCACACGCCACAGUCAGACCACAGAGGUGCCAUCGUGUCCUGGAGAUACAAGUCUCAUCUAUGACGGCUACUCUUUACUCUAUGUGCAAGGCAACGAGAGGGCGCAUGGACAGGACCUGGGUACGGCUGGUAGUUGUCUACGUCGUUUCAGCACGAUGCCUUUCAUGUUCUGCAACAUCAACAAUGUCUGCAACUUUGCUUCCCGCAAUGACUACUCCUAUUGGCUGUCCACACCACAGCCCAUGCCCAUGAACAUGGCGCCUAUCACUGGAGAGAGCAUCAAACCUUUCAUCAGUCGGUGCUCUGUAUGCGAAGCUCCAGCCAUGGUGAUUGCUAUACACAGCCAGACCAUUCAGGUGCCAUCCUGCCCGAACGACUGGUCUGUGCUCUGGAUCGGUUACUCCUUCAUGAUGCACACCAGUGCAGGUGCUGAGGGCUCAGGUCAGGCUCUUGCCUCUCCCGGUUCCUGUCUGGAGGAGUUCCGCUCGUCUCCGUUCAUCGAGUGCCACGGUCGAGGCACCUGCAAUUAUUACAGCAACUCGUACAGCUUCUGGCUGGCCACUGUGGAUGUGAAUGAAAUGUUCAGAAAGCCGCAGUCAGAGACACUGAAAGCUGGAAACUUGCAGACCCGUGUGAGCCGCUGUAUUGUGUGUAUGAAGAGGACGUAACGUAGUGACUUUUUUUGCAGUCUGUUGUUGUUGAGGAUCAGCCAUCAUUACAACGACUGCGGUCAUCAUGCUGAUUACCAGUGAAGUUUCAUUGGUGCAGUGUCUUCACAUUUAACUCUAUGGUGCUACUGUGCAACACAGCAAAAGAAACUGAACAAAAUAAAUGAAUUUAUUAGCCUUUUUUAUUUUAAAGAAGUACCUCAAAAGAAAAAUGCAGAUCCAGCAAGGUGCCAUGGCAGUUGUGACACAAUGUGCAUUAGAUUUUUUUUCUCUCUAGAGAUUCUUUUCAUGUAAUAUUUUCCUACAAGAAUUUUGAUGUUGGUACACAAAUGGUACAUUUUUUGGGAGAAGCGCUCUCUCGCUUUUUUCUUUUUUUCUUUCGAGUGGAAUUGUCUCCAUGUUACCAAAUCGGCACUUUGAACAUCAAAGAGACGAAAUGCACUGAAGCGUUACAUUAAUGGGACUGCUUUUUUUAAUGCUAUCAUUUUUCCCCAAUCACUUUUUCUUCUUUAUUGGUGGUACUAACACUGCUGUUUCAGGACUUUUUAGCAAUGUGUCAUUUAUCUCUUUUUGUAAGUAAUAAAAUGUGUAUAUUGUGUAAAACACCUUUUUAGCGUAAAUACAAAACCGAUCUUUUUAAUGAAUUUCUGGGUUCUUUGUCAGUAUGCUCACCACUUACUCCUUUAUUCACAUAUUAGUUCCACGUUAAUUUACACUGACAUUUGUACAAAGAACUUUCUUUAAAUGAAACAGUAUUUUAUAAAUAUAUAUAUAUUAAAAAGAAAGUAUAUAUCCAGAAACUUGAUUUGGCUGUAGGAGGGUUUUUUUUUUUUCAUUCAGUAGUUCUUCAUAACACACAUGCGUAAAUUGAAUUGUUUUUACAGACCACUCCUUUAUUCAGAUUUCAUUUAACCAGCAAGGACAUUUCUGUGAAAACCCAUCAAGUAGUAGUGUUAUGAAUUUGUAAACUUUUCAUUGGUUCUUAUGUGUUAUAUUACGCCACAGUGUGGCCUGUCACCGUUUCAGAUUAGAUGAACCACUGUCUGUCAACCAAUGUGAACAUAAACUACACUGUGCAAUACUAUGUUACAGUUAUAGAAUAUAUAAAUAGUUUUGUGUAUGCAUAGUUGUACACAGUACAUGCAUACAAUAUACAUACAAUUAGCUUAUAGUGGUGGUUCAUCUAACCUAAAACAGUGAAGAUCUUUUCACAUGUCAUCAUGGGGUGCAAAAAUGUGUACUUUAAAAUCAUUUCCCCCUUUAUGUCUAGUAUCCAGAAGUUGUUAUAAACUUAAAUGACUGAAAUAAAAGAAACAAACUUUG
Molecule: messenger RNA, 6542 nt
Organism: Onychostoma macrolepis
Lineage: Eukaryota; Metazoa; Chordata; Actinopteri; Cypriniformes; Cyprinidae
Gene: col4a5
Product: collagen, type IV, alpha 5 (Alport syndrome)
Exons: 49
Coding region: 177-5219 (1680 amino acids)
Cellular component (GO): basement membrane; collagen trimer
Molecular function (GO): extracellular matrix structural constituent
Source: RefSeq, a predicted model, not a curated record